UGCAAAAUGUUUUGAAUAACUUCUAUGCACUUUUUGAGAACCAUGAUUUUUCUGAUAAAGUUAGGGAACUCAGGCAGUCGCUUGUCUCCGACAAUGACAUAGUUAUUUCUCAAGUCUGUGUGAUGGAAUCGCUACAGCGGGUCAAGGUUACAAGACGCAGGGGCUGAUGGGAUCUGUGGGCGUGUCUGGCACUGCUGUGCUGUGCAGGUGGGCGGAGUGUUUCAACAUCUUUCAACUCUCUCUCUACUCUGGCCACAUUCCAGCACUCUGGAAACUUUCCAACAUCGUCCCACUCUCCAGAAGACCUCUUCCUCGUCAACCUAAUGAUUUGCGGCCAGUACCACUAACCUCCCUUGUCAUGAAAAAUCUUGAGAAAAUUGUCAAAAAUCUCAUUUUAACAUCUAUAGAGAGUAAAUUGAACCCACUGCAAUUUGCUUAUAAGAGGGGGAGGGGUGUUGACGAUGCCAACUUGUUCAUUCUGAACACACUGUACAAACAUUUGAAGUCUUUUGAUUAUUUUCGAAGCUUGUUCCUGGCGAAGCUUACAAUGACUUGGCUCCUCGGGCUAGCUGUGUUGCUUUUGUAUCUCCUCCACAAAAUCUUCGCUUCUCGAAAAAAGGGAGUACCUCCAGGUCCCACUGGUGUUAAGCUUUUCUUUGACGUUGUGAAAGCGAUGAAAGGAGGAACUCUGCAUUUACUGGGCGAGAAGCUGGCCAGACAGUAUGGAGACAUCGUCAUGUGCAGGACCAUCAUCGGCAACUUGUGUUUUCUCAACUCGGCGAGACUCGUCAGACAGGUGUUUACCGACAAGGGAACAGAACUCGUCACCAAUGAUCGACCUCCUACUUUCUCUGGCGCUGAAGUAGCUUACAACUAUAAGGAUGUGGCAUUUGGUGAUGGUGUCAAGUCAUCAAAUUGGCUCAAGACAAGAAAACUCUUUCAUUCCACUCUCAAGUUCUAUGGAAGCGGUGUGGAAAAACUUGAGAGGACGAUGCAUUCAGAGUUAAGCCGCCUAAGUGAGGACCUGGAGGAACUAAUAAAAAUGUCGGGUGAAGAUGGUUGCCAACCACUAGGAGAGAGCUGUGACCUGAAGAUUGAAAAUUUCUUGUCCAGUUCCAUUCGGCGUGUUAUAGCGAUUUUGAUCACAGGUGAAGCCCAAGGACCAGAUUCUAAAGUGCCGGAGCUGAUUGGAGACUAUGCCCUGUGUAUACAGAAAGUGGCAUCGCCGACUACUGAUAGCCUCGUGUACAAUUUUCCAUUCCUGCGCUUUCUUCCUGGAACCUACUACAAGCAGCUGUGUGACAAGACCCUCAAAUGCCGGAACGCCCUCAUGGAACAAGUCUUCACCAAAGGAAAGGCAAAUCACGUGCCUGGUCAACCGAAGGGAAUGCUGGGUGUUCUAUUCGAAGAGCAGAUGAAUAACAGCAGAGACUGGCUUACAGAUGACCACAUCCGUGCAUUGAUUCUUGACAUUGUUGGCGGAGGGUACGUCACUUCAACUGAGUUGCUGAAAUCAUUUUUCCUGUACCUGACACACAAUCCUCAAGUCAUGAAGAGGAUUCAAGAAGAAGUGGACAGCGUCAUGGGACCCAGACUGCCCUCCUUUGAUGACAGGAAAGCCAUGCCUUUCACAGAAGCGGCCAUAUUGGAGGGACUACGUGUUGUUUCCGUUCUUCCACUAGGUCUUCCUCAUUUGACGAGAGAGGACGUCUCGACUGGUGGUUUUUACCUCCCAAAAGGGACGAUGCUAUUGGAGAAUGUUUGGUGGAUGAAUCGGGACCCGACAGCAUGGGAGGAUCCUGAGGUCUUUCGUCCUGAUCGUUUCCUAGACGACGAGGGUCAGUUACUACCCGCUACACAUCCCACACGAAUGAGAUUUCUUCCCUUUGGAGUUGGGAGGCGGAGUUGUUCAGGCGAGAACUUCGCGCGUUCUCGGGCCUUCCUCUACGUCACAACGCUCUUACAGCAGUUCGACUUCCUCCCGCCUGUCAACCAUGACUUGCUUCCCCUGACACAGGAUUCGUGGACAGAUGGGAUCGUCCUGCAGCUCAAACCAUACCAUGUGGCGAUAAAGAAAAGGUCACUGUCGUGAUGAAGCAACAUGUUGACAUAAAGCAAAAGAAUAAAUGGUGCCAGACUGAACUAUUUUUUGUCUGACGUGUAUUUUGUUUCUGCUCCAAUAUUCAGCUACGCUCCGUCAAAAGCUUUCAAUAAUGGAGC
Molecule: messenger RNA, 2220 nt
Organism: Pomacea canaliculata
Lineage: Eukaryota; Metazoa; Mollusca; Gastropoda; Architaenioglossa; Ampullariidae
Product: steroid 17-alpha-hydroxylase/17,20 lyase-like
Exons: 8
Coding region: 167-2092 (641 amino acids)
Biological process (GO): progesterone metabolic process; hormone biosynthetic process
Molecular function (GO): heme binding; steroid 17-alpha-monooxygenase activity; iron ion binding
Source: RefSeq, a predicted model, not a curated record